Closterium sp. NIES-67 is the source of this 4843-nucleotide messenger RNA. Lineage: Eukaryota; Viridiplantae; Streptophyta; Zygnematophyceae; Desmidiales; Closteriaceae. The record is from the annotation of a GenBank genome assembly.
AGGCAUGAGCAAAGAAGACCUUGUCUCCGAGCCUUGCUCGACCGUCUCUGUUGAACAGGACCAAACUCCACUCCCUCCCAGGCCAGCUCCCCUGGAAACAUCAGAAGCAACAGAUAGGCACGUCAUUGGAUACAAUUGGCGAAGCCUUCCCAUACAGGACAUCGUCAUAGGUUGAGCCGUGUUUUCUCCCCCCAACAGGACAUCUUCUUCGCCCUGGGAUAUUGCUCUCCUGUCUUAACCACACCCACGUUGCACGAGUCGUCCUCGAUUUCCCGUUUCCUCACGGUAGAUUCGCCGUUAAUCAUCAUAAGAAAGCGUGCUCGUUGCUCAGAAACGCUUAUUGCAAGACCCCCCGUAGCCCUGGCUCACCUAGGGAAAUGCUGGAUCGGUAGCGCGCAACCCAGCAGACUGUAGAUCCUGACGUCACAAAUUCUUCGCCGUCAGAUCGUCCUCCCCUAGUAGUCGUGCGACGGUAUCGGGUUCUCCCACUCCCAUGGCAGUCCAGCGAAGCGUGACGGCGAACUCUCUCGCGGAGAGGCGGCGCAAUCAUGUCGGAAGCAUCCCUCCGCUCGCCGUCCCCCAGCCGUGCGGAUGGGACGAGCCCACUUCCGACAAGAGUCGCGUUCUCACAGGAUCCGCGUCAUCCCAUGGCUGCCCGCCGUACCGAUUCGCCGAUUCUUCCACCACCCAGCGAAAAUCGCCAGCUUUUCGCGAAUCGCCUGUCCAUCGCGUGUUACCAGUUCUUCGAGAUUCCGCAGCCGGUCCCGAGUUUCCACCUCUUCGUGAAACUCCGGCUUUUGGCCUGAGUAGCAGCGGCAGCGGCAGCAGCAGUCAUUUGACCGGCUCCUGUGCGCCCCCGCUUCCUUGGAAUCUCUCCGCGCUCGUCAGCCCGCGUCUUCCUCCCCCCACGUGGCACAGCUCCCGCGCAUUCUCAUCCGGCCCGCUUACGCAGUUGGAAACUCCGCGCGGCGACGGCGCAGGUGGAGCUGGCGCAGCGGCGCACGUUCUCCCGAUGUGGCCCCCGGCAUACCCGCAAGGCGUCCACCCGCGCCCACAACUCCACCCGCGCGCGCAACAGCAGGCGCGUUCGCAGCCGCAGCAGCACGCGCAACAAGCGCGCGCGCUACCUCCGCCGAUGACGGUGGAGGAGCUGAUGGCCCAGCGGUUCCUGGCGGGGAAAGCGGGAGCGGAAGCCGCAGUGGCGGAGUCUCUCGCGCAACAUCACCAACUGCGCAGUACCCGCACAGACCACCCAAGUCCCCGCGGGGGGGAACUGAUAGGGGCUCCCGCCGGAGCGCCUGGGGAGAGGACACGCGGGGAUCAUCGCAUCCCGUGCGCCGUUUACCCGCCGGGGAAAUCCGCGGAAUGUCGAACUUACGGGGAGAGUAGAGCCCACGUGGAUCCCCGCCGGCGGCUGCAGCGGCACCAGACGUGGACUUGCGCGGAAGACCGCCGCGCGAGGGCGAGCGGAUGGCGGAAUGCGGCGGAUUUCAGAGGGGGGAACGGAAACGCUGCGGAGUCCAGGGGAAGGAGCGGAAACGCGGCGGAGCAGAGGGGCAGGCGGGGGGGAAACGCGCGGGAGUGGGCGCGCAGGGAGUUGGAGGUGGACACGGUGUCGGCGCUGCGAAGCAGCAUCGCGACGAGCAGCUGGGAAGCCUAUCGAUGUGCGGCAGAACCACGUGAAACGCCAUGCUCGGGAAACGCCCCCGCCUCAAUCAACUAAUGAGUGCACGGUUGUUCACCCUCUCGCCAAUCCUCUUCCACAGAGGUGGAAGCGCGGUGCCGGCAGCUGUCCCACGCCAACGUGGACAUCACCGCAAUGGACCUCACUCACCUGCCGCCUUGUCUCCCUUCCUCUCCUUCGCCUCACACUUCCCCCCCUACCUACCCCCUUCCGUCUCUGCCCUUCCUUCUCCUCCCCGCCCUCUCCCCCAUGCAGAGGUGGAAGCGCGGUGUCGGCAGCUGUCCCACGCCAACGUGGACAUCACCGCAAUGGACCUCACUCAUCUGCCGCCCUCCCCAGCUGCUCUCCCCUUACGCCCGCCGGCGCUCUUCUCCCCCUCCGCUGCCUCCGCUGCUGCCUCGGCCGCUGCGUCCGUCUUCAGGUCCGUCUCCAAAGCUGCUUCACUCCCCAUCACGUCUCCUCGCUCCUAUAAGGCUGCAGACUUGCCCCUGCCGAGCCCUAUGGGUGCACUUAGUCUGCCGAGCCCUAGGGGUGUCCUGAGUCUCAUCUCUCCAAGAUCUACGCGUUCGACGCAUUGCCGGCAACCCCAGCAGGGGGAGGAUCAGCCGUGGGAGCAGCAGCAGCAGAAGCAGCAGGGUGAGGAGCAGCAGCGACAGGGGGAGCAAGAGUAUGAGGCGCAGCAGCGACAGGGGCGGCAAACGGGUCAAGAGCCGAGGCGGGAUAAGGAGGGGAGACACAGGGAGCAGCCACACGAUCGACGCUUGGAGGAGGAGGAGGAGGAGGAGGAGGAGGAAGAGGAGGUGCGGGAGGAGAAGAAGCAGCAGCAGGCGUCACAAGGGGAGAAGCAGCGAGGGGAGAAGCAGCGAGGGGAGAAGGAACAGCAGGGUGGCUCAAGCCCCCCCUUUGGCUGCCCGUCCUCUUGCCUGCCAUCCCUGCCCACCAGCCCCUGCUCCCUGCUCGCCCUCACCCCCCUCCGGAGAAGCACCAGUGGGGGCAGGGCGGAACGACAGGCAGGCGAGCCAAUGACGAAGACAAGAGAGGCAAAGGAGGCAAAGGAGGCGAAGGGCAAGUUACAUGCGAAGGGGAAUCAGACUGCUAGGAUGACAGAGGGGGGCGGAAGAGAGGGACAUGGGGGAGAAGCGGUCGAAGGAAGGGUGACGCGCCGUGGGAUGGGGCAGCUGGGAAGCAGGAAGGCUUGCGAAGGCCUGUGUGGUAACUGUUACAAGGGUAACUGCCCGAGUAGUAGCAGUAGCAGGAGUGGGAGGAGGAAUAGGGCAGAGGUGACGAGCUGGAGUGGGGAGAUUGGCGUAUGGGGCCGCAUCAAAGAGAGCAGCUUACGGUCUGGUAAUCUGGACCUCGCUAUAAGCAGACUCAGGGAUUUCGCUUUUGCACACGGGUACUGUAACGAGGGAGUGAAGGAGGAGAACGGUGACAGUAUGGGGGCAUCACGUGGGGGCGCUGCUGUGGCAAUGCACAGCCACAGUGCUGGCAGUGGGAGCAGCAGCGGCAACAGAGUCAGUGGCAGCGGCAACAGAGGCAGUGGCAGCAACGUGAGCAGUGGGAGACUGGAGGGCCGAGACAUUGACAUGGGCUUGGGAGGCAUGGGAGGCAUGGGAGGCAUGGGGUCCGUGGGGUCUUUUGGCUCGCUAGAGUCUGCCUCGGUAAGAGUAGCAGACGAGAGUGUGGUACAGAAUGUUUCAGCUGCGGAGCAGUCGGAUGGAGGGGGAACGGGGGAUGCUGUCAUCCCUGUCACAGGUUGCAAUGGGCGAGCUUGCCGGAAUGGUGGCAUGGAUGGCAGUGGAGGAGAGGGAAGGAGAUGUAUGGAAGGAAGGCCAGAGGAGGACGGUGAGGAGGAGGAGGAGCAGGAGGGGGUACGGCGUGCUCUGUCCUUUACUGGGCGGACCCUCCAGCGGAAUGGGGCUCGUGGCGGUGCAGCAACACAGGAUCGCCUCACCUCCACCUGCUCCUCCUCCUCCGCCUCUGGCCAGCUCACCACUACCACGUCAUCGUCCUUGUCGUUCCGCCAGCUCAGCAUCCCACCACUCGGCCUCUUCUCACCGGCAUCCUCCAUCCCCACGGGUCCUGAUGAUCCCGAGGACACCGCUGUUGCUGAUCACACCUGCCAUGACUAUCAAGACUACCCCGACUACCUCGACCCGCCUCUCUCGGUUCGCUCUACCCGCUCCCUGCCGUCCCCCCACUCGCUGACCGCGGCUGCUGGUGGCUUCUCUAGGCAUCAGAGCACGUCACGAGCCACCGCACCUCGCCCCCCUCCUCCUGGCGCUGCUGCUGCCACUGCCACUGCGGCUGGCAGCUCUGUCGGCGCUACAAGUGGCCUCGCAUCCUCUUGCUCGCUUGGUGCUAACGGCACUCAUGCUGCUGCUGCUGCUGCUGCCGCUGCUGCUGUGGCUACCGCUGCAUCUCAGGGAACAGGCAUAGGUGGCUGUGGUGGUUAUGGUGGCCGUGGUGUAGGGCUGAGCAGGCCUGUGUUGCGCCCCACUGACAGUAUCUCAGCGCUGAUUGCAGCAACUAGAAGCGGCCCCAUCUUCUCAGGCCUUACAGCGGAUUCCGAUGCGCCUUAUAUGGAGGAUGAGGGUGGGCCAGUGGGAGGGUGGCGAGGCCUACCACCGUCCAUGAGGCCGGCGUCUCUCAGUGGAGAGCUCGUUUACUGGGGAGGCUUAUAUGGAGGAUAUCCACCGCAUUUUGGAAGGGAAUGCGCACCCAGCCACCCUCCCAGCACCUCUUAUCGUACAGAUAUGGGCUAUGGGCAUGGACUGAGCUGUGUCGAUGAUGGUGAUGAGAGGGGAGACGGGUGGGACGGGAGUGCUGCGCCCAGUGGUGAAGCGGAUAUAUCGGGGGGCGAUAUGUGGGCGUUUGCGGACGCACUGCCCUCGCCUGGAGCACGAUCCUCCACGAGUGUAGGGUCGUCGUUGAGUGUGCGGUCUUCAUUGAGCAUUCGCUCUGCGGUUGGGCCAGGGUCGGUUGUCGGGACACGCUCGCAGAUUGGUGCUUUGAUGCGACGUAUCAAGUCGCAUACAACGUUAAGGAGACCGACAUCUCAGCUAACAUAGGAAGAGCCUCUUUAUAUUCCGAAUAUGUGCUACUUUGAUGUUUGAUUGCGCUUUGUUUUCUGUUUCAAGGGUAUUGUGCCGUGUUAUU